CCGAAAGCGAAAGCGAAAGGGGCCGGGCCGGGAAGAGAAGAGAAGGGAAAGGAAGGGAAGGGCCAUGGCCGGUGGCGGCGUGCGGCGGGGCAGCGCCUCGGAGCCCCCGGGGGAGCCCUGAGGCCCCCGGCCCGGUGCCGCCGCCCAUGGCGCGCCCGCUGCUGCCGCUGCUCUGCGGGGCCGUCGCCCUCCUGCUGCCCUGGGUCGCCGGCGAAACCGUGCGAUGCAGCCGCCCCAAGGACGUGGCCAACGCGCACAUCGAGGCGGGCAACACCACGCAGCUCAACACCUGCCUGCGCUACACCUGCAAGCCGGGCUACAAGCGCAAAGCCGGCACCUCCAGCCUCAUCCAGUGCGUCCUCCACAACGCCAAGCCCGUCUGGACGCACACCAGCCUGCAGUGCAUCCGGGACCCGGCUCUACCCCCACCAACCCCCAGCCCCGAGCUGCCGACCGUGCUGCCCACCAUGAGGACGACCCAGAGAGCAGGAACCACCGGCGCCGCUCCGACCUCCAGCCCCUCUCCAGCAGCAACGCCCGUGCCGCCGGUGGCUGGUGGGCCAUCGCCGGAGACAUCCACGCUGCCGGCGACGUCCCCGCUGCUGGAGACGUCUCCGCCAGGAAAAGGGAUGGCCCUGGGGACAACCCCGCUGCCCACUGCCCCCGUGGACCACGCUGCAGUUUCUGCCCAGAUAUUGGCCUCUUCCAUCGGGCUCCCGCUGCUGGUCAUCGCCGGCGUUGUGGCUUGCUGCUGCUGGAGGAUGAAAACGAGCGCCCAGCAGGACUACACGGUGGCGGGGACGGCCAUCCCCAUGGUGGCUCCCGCCGCCGCAGCCGAGGACGAUGAGACGGUGCCACCCGGCGUCUUCCCCAUGGGCUGAGCACCCACGGCCGGGCAACUCGGUGUACCUGCCAGCCCGGCCAGCAAGGAGGGUGCUCGGGGCUGGGCCGGAUAGUCGGAUGCUUCCCCGAGUGGCAGUGGCGUGGGGCAGAGCACGUCCCCCGUCCCCAGCCGCCCUGCGCAUGGAGCAUCUUCGCCCCGGGGACACGUGGCUGCUUUUCCCAGCCUGACCAAGUGACUGUCAUGGAAGAGCCCGCUCCGUCGGCCGAAGCCACCCCCAAGCCAUCGACCGCAGCGAAGAGCUCCAGCACCAGCCUGCUGCGGCUCAGGGCCCCUCGGACACAACUCAGGGAUCCUUCGGGGGCACUUUCGGCACCGAGCCCAGGUGCCCACCGGCUCCGGCUGCUUGCAGGGGAGCGCAAGCAGGAGCGACUCGCUACAGACACUGCCAAAACCUGAAAGCACGACCUAGGGAAAAUUUC
This is a messenger RNA of Oxyura jamaicensis (ruddy duck), 1323 nucleotides long. RefSeq names its product interleukin 15 receptor subunit alpha (gene IL15RA). Gene Ontology annotation, cellular component: plasma membrane. Gene Ontology annotation, biological process: interleukin-15-mediated signaling pathway. Lineage: Eukaryota; Metazoa; Chordata; Aves; Anseriformes; Anatidae. The transcript is spliced from 8 exons. Gene Ontology annotation, molecular function: interleukin-15 receptor activity. The record is from RefSeq and is a predicted model, not a curated record. Bases 147 to 881 code for a protein of 244 amino acids.